CAUCUAGUAAGCGACGUAACCUGUCCCGGAAUUUCGUGUCCGUCGUUGGCCCUUCUCAAUGUCAACUCUCGCCAGAAUCGUCCGACGCAGUAUUGUCAGCAUUAUACAGGUACAACUACGUGGGAUGUCUUCGUCGGUAGAAGGCCAGAUGGGUCAAACUGUCAUCAUCGCCGUGGGCCAGAUGCGGUCCACCAGCGACAAGAUUGCCAAUCUCUGCCAGGUGAAGGAGUUGGUGACCCGAGCCAAGGCCAGUAAAGCCUGCAUGCUAUUUCUCCCAGAGUGUUGUGACUUUGUGGGCCAGAACCGCGCUGAGACCUUGGAGCUGUCUGAGCGUCUGAACGGUGAGCUGAUGGCACAAUACCGGGAGCUGGCCAGGAGAAAUGGUAUUUGGCUCUCGUUCGGGGGCGUCCACGAGCGAAACGAUCAGGGAAAGAUUUACAACGCCCACGUCCUGGUUAACGAGAAGGGGGAUCUGGCGGCGGUCUACCGAAAAAUGCAUCUGUUUGACGCCACCACUAAGGAAAUACGUCUGCGUGAGUCUGACACCGUGACGCCGGGCGAGCGCUUGGAACGCCCUGUUGCCACACCCGCCGGCAAGAUAGGCCUCCAGAUCUGUUAUGACCUGCGAUUUGCGGAGCCGGCUGUCUUGCUGCGAAAGCUAGGGGCGCAACUGCUCACUUAUCCAGCCGCCUUCACCUACGCGACAGGAAAAGCGCACUGGGAGAUCCUGCUGCGGGCCAGGGCGAUCGAGACGCAGUGCUUCGUGGUGGCCGCUGCUCAGCAGGGCUGGCACAAUCAGAAACGCCAGAGCUGGGGCCAUAGUAUGAUUAUCAGUCCUUGGGGCAAGGUGCUAGCCGAUUGCGGUGGCGACCAGGAAUUGGGCAUCGGCACGGCGGAAAUUGAUGUUGGCCAGCUAGAAACUCUUUACCAGAAUAUGCCAUGCUUCGAGCACCGCCGCCACGAUAUUUAUAGCCUAACGGCUUAUAACGUCCGUAGCCCCGAGCUAGCAGAGGAUCGCGCCUUUGCCAAUAACAUAGUGGACAAACGUACCAUAUUCUACGAGUCGGAGCAUUGCUUCGCCUUCACCAACCUCCGCUGCGUGGUGGAGGGGCAUGUGCUGGUGUCCACCAAGCGGGUUACUCCCCGUCUGCAUGGCCUAAGUUGCGCCGAGAUGGCGGACAUGUUUGCCACUGUGUGUAUGGUGCAACGGUUGCUGGAAAAGAUCUAUCAGACCACUUCGGCCACAGUCACCGUGCAGGAUGGUGCACAGGCUGGACAAACUGUGCCCCACGUUCACUUCCAUGUCAUGCCGCGCAGACAUGGAGACUUCGGCCACAACGAUCAGAUCUACGUGAAGCUGGACGAGCGAGCGGAGGAGAAGCCGCCGCGCACAAUUGAUGAGCGGAUUGCUGAGGCGCAGGCUUACCGCAAUUUCCUGCUGGACUGCAGCUAGCUCUCCCAUAUCCCGACUUCCACUUUGUGAUUUGAUGUUUGUAUACAUACUUAAUAAAUAAAGCCACCCUGAGACAAUA
Messenger RNA from Drosophila serrata, 1532 nucleotides. It is a transcript of the gene NitFhit, whose product is annotated as ntrilase and fragile histidine triad fusion protein NitFhit. Gene Ontology annotation, molecular function: hydrolase activity, acting on carbon-nitrogen (but not peptide) bonds, in linear amides; bis(5'-adenosyl)-triphosphatase activity. Gene Ontology annotation, biological process: nucleobase-containing compound metabolic process. The record is from RefSeq and is a predicted model, not a curated record. Lineage: Eukaryota; Metazoa; Arthropoda; Insecta; Diptera; Drosophilidae.